UUUUUCAUUUUUCAAGUUCGUCUCUCUGAAAAUAUAAUAAGUAAUGAAAAUAAUGAAAAAUAUGGGCAAAGGAUAUCUUUCAUCAACAUUUGCUGCAAUAAAAAAUGUGGUGGUAGUUUUGAAUUUUUUAUCACUGCUUUCAGGGUUUAUUCUAAUUGUCGUAGGGUAUUACCUUACCAGUACAGAAGCAGAAGUGUCUCUUGUAACUUCAUCAGCUAUUAAAUAUCGUUUUCCGCAUGUUCUUAUUUCUUUGGGUGGAUUAAUUUCUCUUGUCAGUUUUUUAGGAUGUUAUGGUGCAGCGAACCAAAAAAUUACUUUCUUGAAGGUGUAUGUAAUUUCAUUAUUCAUAUGUAUAAUCAUUCAAAUAAUUAUUGGUAGUGUUGCUUUCGCCUACCAUCAGGAUGUUGAUUCGAUCCUUGAUAGAUCAUGGUCAAAGGCUUUCCGUGAUGAUAAACAAUUAAUAGCUGAUGUAGAACAAUAUUUCCGUUGUUGUGGAUUUAAUAGUCUUUCAGAUCGCGCAGUUCCUCCAUGUAGAUAUUAUACUCCAUGUUAUGCGUCAAUGAAAGAUUCUUUAACAUAUAGUUUACAAACAAUCGGAAUUGUAGGUGUUGUGUUAGGGAUAUUAGAGCUUAUUUGUCUGCUUUUAGCUGCUGUAUUAAUCAUCCAUAUUAUUCGUAUUCAUCGCGAAGAACCUAAUGAAAGGCAAGCUUUGUUGGCAGAGACACGAAGACUUGAUGAUGCUAUUCGUCAAACCUACGAACGUCGAUGUAGAUUACAUUCUUCCUAAUUCAUAAUUAUUUUAGAGAUUUUUUUAAAGCAUUAUUUAUUCCAGCUGGUAAGAUUAUUAGAUCUUUCUUUGUCUGUUAUUAUUAUUCUUUCUUUAAUAGAAUUGUAAUUUAUCUGUAUUUAUAAGCUAAAAAAACCGAAUUUAAUAAAACGAAACUUUUACUAUAGUAUUAUUAUGGGUU
Rhizophagus irregularis DAOM 181602=DAOM 197198 is the source of this 968-nucleotide messenger RNA. NCBI's taxonomy places the organism in Eukaryota, Fungi, Glomeromycota, Glomeromycetes, Glomerales, Glomeraceae. The record is from RefSeq and is a predicted model, not a curated record.